Messenger RNA from Sebastes umbrosus (honeycomb rockfish), 1982 nucleotides. It is a transcript of the gene nudt9, whose product is annotated as nudix (nucleoside diphosphate linked moiety X)-type motif 9. The transcript is spliced from 8 exons. The record is from RefSeq and is a predicted model, not a curated record. Bases 115 to 1152 code for a protein of 345 amino acids. NCBI's taxonomy places the organism in Eukaryota, Metazoa, Chordata, Actinopteri, Perciformes, Sebastidae. Gene Ontology annotation, molecular function: ADP-ribose diphosphatase activity.
ACCACGCCCCCUCGCUGACGUCACCGUGUCGGGCGGAGCACUUCCUGGUUGCUGGGCGCUGCAUGGCAUGUUGUGGUUCUUGAUUUGUGACUAUUGAUCGAUCUGUCUCAAGGAAUGGUACAUUUCCUCCUGCGGCGGGACUGGAUCGGACGGAUACGUCUAGCGCUCACUCUCUGCGGACUCCCGUACACCGUGUGCUCACCCGGACUCAGGCCGGCCAUCUCCUGCUCAUCAUCUCACUUCAUUAGGACCAGCCAAACCAUCAGACCCUUCGGUACCAGUUGCUGUAACCUCCGGACAAUGCCACCCUCAGCAGCGCCUCAUGUCAAGUCCAGGUGCCCCCAGUAUCCAGGGUCCAAAAUCAAGCGCUUCGUCGUGCCCGAUGACAAGGUGGGCUGGAGUCAGAACUGGCCACAGUAUAGUCCAGUCAGCUACACCGACCCUGCAGUAACAAAGAAGCCAGUCUGGGCGGAUCCUGAUAUUGGCUCCUUCUCUCUAAAUUUCAACACUGUGGAUGGUGGUGUGGACAGGACAAGCUUUGAUGGCAGCUACAAAAUGGAAAAGGGAAAGCCUCUAAAUCCUCACGGACGCACAGGAGUGAUUGGUAGAGGUUUGCUGGGACGAUGGGGACCCAAUCACGCAGCAGAUCCCAUUGUCACCAGAUGGAAAGUAGAUGCCAAAGGAGCAAAGAUCUCUCACUCCGUCUCCAAGCGGCCUAUCCUGCAGUUUGUGUCCAUCAAGAGGAAAGACUGUGGGGAGUGGGCUGUUCCUGGGGGGAUGGUAGAUGCAGGCGAGCAGGUCUCUCUCACGCUGCAGCGGGAGUUCUCGGAGGAAGCGUUGAACACGUUGGCGAUCCCGCCAACAGAGAGAGCAAAAAUCAGUGAACGCAUCACUAAGCUCUUCAAAUCACCAGGGUUUCAGGUCUAUAAAGGCUAUGUGGAUGAUCCUAGAAACACUGACAAUGCUUGGAUGGAAACAGUCGCUGUCAACUUCCAUGAUGACUCAGGCAACAGUGUGAGCGGGCUGCCGCUGCAAGCUGGCGAUGACGCAGGACAAGUCCAGUGGGUAGAUGUUGACUCGUCCGUCCCGCUCUAUGCGAAUCAUUCCCAUUUCCUGGAGCUGGUUGCCAAAGAGAGGAAAGCUCACUGGUAACCAAGGACGACGGACUCUGACAUGACGAUGAAGGAAACAUGAAAAGCCUUGUUGUUUAGGAUGCAUGACACCUAACCUUACAUACAAGCAUAAUAAUCACAGUUGUAAUAGUCAAAGCCUAAUAUGCAUCUCACCAGUUUGACACUUAUGUGAAGCCCACUAUAUGAUGUGUAACUGUGGUUUUGGAUUAAUAUAGCAGAAUGUAUGUAAUGAAUGAAACCAGCAGGUUAAAGCUCGCCGUUUGGAAGAAGAUAAACACGAGACUGUAAAACGCAAGACGCUGCUGAGUGGCACAGUGUAUUAUUUCUGUUGGCACUAAUUAUGCAAAUUUAUUCAAUGUUAACAAGGAUCACAUUAACUCAGCGUGAUCAUGUAAGAACAAACACAAUGAGCUUCUGAACAUAACACAUACUACAUUAAUUUAAGUGUGAUAAUCAAGAUGAAAAAGUGUAACUUUGAUCUUUUAGAUAUGAAUAGGAGAUGAAGAUGUUCUGCAGCCCAGCUCAGCAGUGCACUGAAGCUGAGCACAGACAGGCUGAAGCUAGAGGACAAACAUGUUUUCAAGUGGUAACAGACGGUGGAAGCAAAGGCCAUCUCGCACUCAACAGCCUGCCUUUUUACAAAAACUCACAUCAGUAUGUGUCAUCUCACUGUUGGGGGUGUGCUUCGCCAUGGGGCAGGGAUUGAGAAUUACGCAUUAAAUGGCCCGUAUCUCUGUUAGGAUUCAUACAAACACUUAACACGUGGACGCAUCUGUCACCAAAAGGCAGACAACAACAAGUCUUUGCAAUAAAACAUUGUUUGUCUUCUGGCUGAACUGACAGAUUUCA